Molecule: messenger RNA, 369 nt
Organism: Fragaria vesca subsp. vesca
Lineage: Eukaryota; Viridiplantae; Streptophyta; Magnoliopsida; Rosales; Rosaceae
Product: early nodulin-like protein 1-like
Exons: 2
Coding region: 1-369 (122 amino acids)
Cellular component (GO): plasma membrane
Molecular function (GO): electron transfer activity
Source: RefSeq, a predicted model, not a curated record
AUGGUGAAGAUCAUGAAUGCUUUAGUCGCUGUUAUAGCACUAGCAGCGAUGUUACAUAGAACAGAAGCCGAAGACUACACAGUCGGAGACGACUUGGGUUGGACUAUACCUCCUGACGGUGCCGAUACUUAUGCAGAGUGGGCUGCCGAGCAUACCCCCCUUGUAGUUGACGAAGAUACCAUAACAUUUGAUUUUCCAGUAGGAGAACAAGACGUGGCUUUUGUGACGAAGCAGGAUUUCGACUCGUGCACCACCACAAAUCCGCUAUGGCAGUCAUCAGAGCCGGCUAGAGUUACACUUGUUCAAGAAGGCACAUUUUACUUCAUUGGCACCUUGGCCGGCCACUGCGCCAAAGGCCAAAAGUGUUAG